Molecule: messenger RNA, 2186 nt
Organism: Thalassophryne amazonica
Lineage: Eukaryota; Metazoa; Chordata; Actinopteri; Batrachoidiformes; Batrachoididae
Product: leucine-rich repeat-containing protein 38
Exons: 2
Coding region: 166-1386 (406 amino acids)
Cellular component (GO): plasma membrane
Molecular function (GO): protein binding
Source: RefSeq, a predicted model, not a curated record
UUUUAAUCCGUGCAGCUCGGUGGGCGGGAGCGACACGCCCACGGAGAUCCACGGAGCGCUCAGACCAGUUCAUGGGCGCUCAGAAACCGGGACCUGUGGAUCUGGGUCCUCAAGAAAAGUCUGAUGGUGUUCUGACAGCGCAGCAGGAGGACAAUCAGAGAGACGAUGUGCCAGUUGGGUGUGCUGAUGAUUUUUGCCUUGCUGGUGAGGACGGGACUGGUGUCUGGAUGCUUUUGUCCAGCAGCCAUCGCUUUGCUCGACUUUCCUCCUGAGGUUCCUGCUGAUGUCUGUUGCUUGAACUAUUCCGGCUCUGCUUUCAGCCAUGUGCCGUGGUCUGCAUUUACCAACUGGACGAAGCUGGAGAUACUCGAUCUUUCCGACUGUAACAUCAGUUCUGUGGGGAUGAGUGAGGCAGCCGGUUCCACACUGCGAGAGGUCUACUUAAGUCACAACCAACUAGUCUCACUGCCAAUGGACUUUCUGGCUAAUGAGUCCAGCCUGAUGGUGCUAGAUCUGGGCUGGAACCUUCUGCAGGAGCUACCUAAGAACUUUCUACAAGACUCCAACAACCUUAAGGUGUUGGAUCUACAAGGGAACCAGCUGCGGUUUCUUCCACGCUCUGUGCUGCAGCAUCCCAGUCUGCAGAGGUUGGAGCUGCAUGGAAACCCCUGGGACUGUUCCUGCAGUUUCAUGGAAAGUCUGGUGGAAAGCUCUUGGAAUAAUCAGACCUCCAAGAUGCAGGUGCUUGUGGGAAACAUCACUUGUGUCUCUCCCCAGAACAUGGCUGGCAGGGUCGUGUGGUCGUUGAGCCUUAGUGACGUGUGCCGCCUGCCUGGCCUCACGGUGCUCUUCAUUGUGCUGCCCCUUCUCAUCCUCUCCACCUUAGUGAUCUGUUGGUGGUGUGGAAGGAAGAAGAAGAAGAAGGAAAUGCUAGCUUUCAGCACUUCCAAGAAGAAGGCCUCCAGUGCCAACUGCAACGGGCAGAAGCAUCGCCCAAAACCACAGCCUGUGUUUGAUCACGACAAAACUGGGGACCUGAAGACCAAGGGGAUCCUGAAGAACCAGAUGGUGCUUCACCCAGCGUCCAUCCUCCUGGGCAGCACCAAGGACAUCAGUGAUGAAGUCCAGACUAAGGACUCAGUGGAGUCCCUGCACCAGGCCUCAUCACACUGUUCCAGCUCUACAGAUGGCAAGCGGGGCUCCCAGGAACCCGAUGCCGCCAGCAAGUCGGAUCUGGACACAGUCAGUGUAACAGAAGUGAUGAAAGACUCGGCUGACAGGGAGAAGGCUUAUCUGACCCAGUCCACGGAAUACUACAGCCUGGUGCCGGGGAUCAACCUGGAGGACUCAGACCAGGGUGAGUAUGAGAGUGUGGACCUCUCAUGACCUCACUGAGCAGGCUGAGAAAACAGGUUCGCUGCCGACGCUGUGGUCCAAAGUAUCACAAUGUAAGAGGAAGUGAUUUAAUCCAGAGCUUUUCCUGUGGGAUCUGAGGAACGCUGCGGUCAUUUUCCAAAGGAAUUGUUCACCUUGAAAAAGUGGAGUUUUGCAUUGUUAUCUUGAACCUUUGCACGAAAAUAACUGAUUUAAGGUUCCAAACCAAGCAAACAUACACUUCAUGAUGAUGAGCCAUUUGUUACAAAGAGGAGGACACGUUUCUCUGAACUUCAGCACCGAUUGAAGUCUGCAGCUCUGCCAGGCACAAACAUUAGAUCAAGAAACAUCUCUGGAAAUGAGAAAACCCCGAACACCAGACACACUCUGUAUUCUAUAUUUAACAAUAUAAAGUUAUGACUAUAACUAACUGUAUUUAAGUGUAUAUUCUGCCUUCUUGCAAUGAUGUUUAAUUACAUUUUUCCUCAUAAUAUUAUUUUCAGGCACCGUCUUCGAACAUGUUGCCUAUUCCACACCAUAACAAACUAAUACUAAUAACGAACAUAACUUCAUCCAAUUUUGUGAAAUUUGGCUCUAGCCACGCCCCUUUAGGCAUAUGCACUCAACAAUGUAGUCACACCUAUUCCAGCCCAGGCUUUUGGCAUUAUCAUAAGUCUAUAAAUUAAAAUAUAAAAAAGACAAUUUUUUUAAAUGGUCUGGCUCUGCUCCUUUUCUAGAGUUACACAGAAGCUUAGUAGCAUGUUGAAAUUACAGAUCAGUCCUGACCUGCCCCCCCAAUCCCCACCUUCACU